CACUGAAAGAGUUGCAGGCAGGACGCACAGCGAGCUCAGCUCGGACCUCUUUCGCUUUUAGGCAAACUAACGUCACUUCAGAACUUGUUGCUUGUGUUCAGGCGUUUACAAACCCCUCUGCUUAUAGUCUCAGACGGUUCGCUCUCGUUUUGGACGCACGUGUUCACGAAACGUUUAGCGUCAGUGGAUUUGAUUUUAAGCUAUUUUUUAGUUUUAAGGUGAUACUCCGGUAUCACCACUAACUUCUGUUGGCAGCCAUGUACAGCAUGCUGGAGCACGACAUGAAGUCCGCCGUGCCACCGACGCACCAGAGCGCGCAGGGGAUGACCCAGCUGAACGGUGGAGUGACCCACGGAUCCGCCAAACCGGCUGUCAACAGCCAACAACAGCAGAGUAGCGAUCCUAUGGAUAAAGUUAAAAGGCCCAUGAACGCGUUUAUGGUGUGGUCUCGGGGUCAGAGGCGCAAAAUGGCACAGGAGAACCCAAAAAUGCACAACUCUGAAAUCAGCAAGCGCCUGGGCGCCGAGUGGAAGCUGUUGACGGACGCGGAGAAACGACCCUUUAUUGAUGAAGCCAAGCGGCUCCGCGCGCUGCACAUGAAGGAGUACCCAGAUUACAAAUACAAACCCCGUCGUAAGACGAAGCCCGUGCUGAAAAAGGACAACCCGGCUGCUAAGUAUCCUCUGUCAGCCGGUAACUUACUGGCGGCAGCCGCGGCUCAAGGGUCAGGUGGAAGCCCGAGGAUGGACAGCUACGGCUGGGGUCACACCGGUGGUUACCCCGGCAUGCAGACCGAUGCGCUGGGCUACAGUCAGCAGCUGCACCGCUACGAUUUGUCCGCCCUGCAGUAUCCAUCCGCCAUGGCCACCGCACAGACCUACAUGAAUGGUGCCAACUCCUACAACCCCAUGUCCUAUAGCAGCACUCCACAGCAGCCCAGCCCAGUCAUGUCCAUGGUGAAACCAGAGCAGGUGUCUCACUCUCCCACCGGAGCCCACAGCCACCAGCGGGGUCCUUUACAAGGAGACCUGAGGGACAUGAUUAGCAUGUAUAUCCCUGGAGGAGACACCACAGACAGUGGAGCACAGAGAGGCUACUCUAACAUCCAACAGCAUUACCUCACCGGUACGGCGCCUCUCACACACAUCUGAUCAGGAAACUUUCUUUACCUUCCUGUUUCGGGUCUGGAGAGCCACCGAUGUUGGGUGAAGAUGCGUGAACAUUAACUUGAUACUGUAAAAAAGGAUGAGGGUGUGUGGACACAUGGUCGAACUGGAAAACCCAAGGCAGCUGGACUUCUGGCCUUGUUGAAGUGCCUCAGAAUAUAUUGUGUGGAAUGUGUGUCACCCCUUUCUAUCACAGUUUUUUUUAAGGUCCAUGUCUUUGUUUUCUGUUUAGCAUUCAAUGAUUUUGUCAUUGAGGCCCGGUGCACUGUUGGGACUGCUUGUAGUAGUAAAGUGACACUUUUUUUUCUGUAAUAAACUAGCCGUUGAGUUGAGCCAACCAGUUGACUGGUUGAACAGCUUAUGAUUUGCAUGGUAAACCAGCUAGUUUAAUUUCUCACUGAUUUCAAAGGCAUGGUUGUGAACACUAUAUAGGGAAAGAAGGGAAUGGAGCACACAUUCCCUCAGUCGCUGCUUGUCCUGAUGAUCUAAACACCUCAAAAUGAAUCUCCCAACUUUUAAGCUUUCGUACCAUAAGACUCUGUAACAUUGUGCUGCUCUUCAUUGUUUAGGUAAAUGCAAAAUUUGAAAUGCACAGCGGUUUAGACAUUUUUGUUAGUGUAGGUUCAUGUAUGCCAUGAGGUUCAACAGAUUUUUGUUGCAUUAAAAGUGAAAAAUGAAAUAGAGAUCCCGCUUAGAGGGAUUUGACUGUAUUUUCUAUUAAAAAAGAACAAUUAAUUCUCAACUGCUCUGAGAAAUAGAAGAUUGUGAAUAGAAGAGUUGUGUAAAAAGGGGAGUCAAAACGUUUUGAAUAAUGUUCAUUAAAAAAGAAACCUUUAUGAGCUUGUUAAAAGACUGUUUGACUAAGAAUGUAUUGUUGUGAAAUGUUUUUUUAUUAUUAUUUUACUUUUACGCCCUUAUAGUAAGGGUUAAUAAUCUUGUUUGUGACUUGACAACCUUGACAGAAAAACCACAAAAAAAAUGUAAUAAAGUAUUUUAUUAUUUUUGUA
Danio aesculapii is the source of this 2173-nucleotide messenger RNA. It is a transcript of the gene sox19a, whose product is annotated as SRY-box transcription factor 19a. Gene Ontology annotation, molecular function: RNA polymerase II cis-regulatory region sequence-specific DNA binding; DNA-binding transcription factor activity, RNA polymerase II-specific. The record is from RefSeq and is a predicted model, not a curated record. Gene Ontology annotation, biological process: cell differentiation; regulation of DNA-templated transcription; anatomical structure morphogenesis. The coding region runs from base 258 to 1151 and encodes 297 amino acids. Lineage: Eukaryota; Metazoa; Chordata; Actinopteri; Cypriniformes; Danionidae. The transcript has 2 exons.